ACUCCGCCUACAUUAACAAGUUUGUUGUACGGCAAGCCGGUCAACGCUCAUUUGUACAUCGAGCGGAUACCGGUCGAGAAAGUGCCUGAAGACGAAGGUGAAGCGGCUAAAUGGCUUCAUGAACUCUUUGUUGUAAAGGAUAAAAUGCAAGAUUCUUUCUUCAACACUGGAGAUUUCUUCUUAGAGUCUGGUGUUGAACGAAGGGAGUCGUUCACAGUGCCCCCUCCUAUUUGGUCGCUUGUGAACGCCCUCGGCUGGGCUGUGGUCACACUCACGCCUAUGUUGUACUAUCUGCUUGGUCUACUGUUCAGUGGAAAACUUCUAUAUUUUUCUAUAGCCUGUGCUAUAUUUGGAGCAUUUUUCAUUCUUCUUCAAAAAUCUAUUGGAAUGUCUAAAAUCAGUCAAGGAUCUUCCUAUGGAACAGAAAAGAAGUAAUGUACCUGUUGCAGUAUUUGUUCUUAUACAACGUAUUCUAUACCUAAUACUUGUGUAAUAUGGUUUAAAUUAAAAAAUGAAAAACAAACUAGAUCAUACAUUGUUUGUACCAUCUUGUUUUGUUCAUAACAUAGCUAAUGAUUGGCUGAAAAUAGUAUAAAAUGAGAUGCAUAGAGUGUAUUGUGUGUAAAAAUGUUAAAGUUGUACUUUAAAGUAUGGAUAAUUGUUUUAAAUAUUUUGUAAAGCCUCAUAAGGGAAGCUGCUAAUUUUUGAUAUAAAAAUAUUGAAGACUUGUGCAUUGUCUGGUCUGUUACAAGUAUUACUGUAACUGUUCAGUUUAUUUAUUGUUAUUUUUUGUUACAUAAAUAUUCCUUUGACACGCGUAGAUACGAUAAGCGUACGUCUCGAUAUGUUGUAUUUUCCGCGCAAUGCUCUUUAUCUGUUAUUAUGUAAAGUUAAUAAUAUCUUAAUUUAUAACAACGAUAACAUUAAUCUGAGGAAGUGAAUGGAUAAAUUUAAUGUCUAGAUUACCUCAUUAUCUUGUUUCUAACCUUUAAACAUGUUACUAUCGGAAUUGAACCGAUUAAAUUAUUAUUAAUAAAAUAAAAUUAGGACUGAAUUAAGCGAAAAUUAUAGUAGUGUUUUAAAAAUAGACCAAAAUGAAUUAUUACAAACGAAGAUGCGUUCUGUAUUUUCUAUUUUUAUAAAAAAUCAUUUGGAGGUCGUAAAAUUCUAUUUCUCUUUUACAAAAUCAUGUUUAUAGAUUAGUAAAGGUUUACGUGGUGCAAUAAUCUUAUAUGUUGUGGGUUGGAUAAAAAUAUGUAAUUCAUACGAUUACUAUUUCGUGUUCAAAAAAAUUGAAAUUAAUUAGUAUUCAAAAAGGCAAUUCAAAUCUUUGACAUAGUAUGAAAAUGUUUAUAAUCUAUUGAGUAAACGUAAUAAAUAAAUAGUUACAUUAGAAGUCGUACUUAUUUGAAAUAGCAGUCAAAUUCAAAAUUUAAGUAUUUAUUACAAAGUACGUAAUUUUUGUCCAACUUGCAACAGAACAUCAAAAGUAAACAUUAGGUAGUGAAAUCUAAUUGAAUAUUUAUGCACAAAUUAUGAAUUGUACCUAGCACAAAAUGUUGACAACUAUGUAGAUUAUAUGUGCAAUUUUGUUUUGUUUCUAAGUGUGAAAGUGUAUUGAGAUUUAUGUUUUUUUACUAUUUUGUGUCAUGCCUACAAGUUUUAAAUAUCUUACUAACUACAACUAAGCGCGAAGGGGAAGGGUUGGAUAAAUACAAAUGUUAAAGCAUUUUCGAAUUUUAGCAAAUAAUUUUGUUUUGUAUGAAAUACAUAGAAUGUUUUUAAUUAAGUACGGCUAAAAUAACAGUAAAUGUUUUAUUGUACUAACGUCAUGCUGGAAAUGUAAAACACGCACAGAAUAAUGUGUGGCUUCGUGAAUGCGAUUGGACCUUUACUUUUAAAGAAACAACUGAUUUGCGUUCGCGUAAUUGGAAACAAUCACGCACGGCGUAACAUCACAUUAUAAUUGCGCCCAAAAAUCUAACGAAAUUACAAGAAUGUAAACCAGUAGCUCCACUAGUUCGUACUCAACGAAUUUGUAAGAACUUUGAAAUAUUUUCUUUCUAAUCACAUUGCUUGAAUUAAUAUUAAUACCUUGAAUGUUAACACGUUAUAAAAGUCAAUAAGGUUCAUGGUUUCUUAUUUUUUAGAUAUAUUUAUUAAUUAAAUCUAAAUCCUACAGGUAAUACCAAUAUUUUUGAUAUGUCUAAUGUACUUUUGAUUGGUAAAGUAUACCUAAAACUAACAAAAUAUCUACUGUACCACUUUGGCACCUUGUAAAGACUCACUGUUAUUAUUAUCAUCAUAUUUUAUUUUUCCCGUAAAGAGUAAAACUAUUUUUAAACCUAACGCCAUUUUGAAAAACAUUUAUAGGUAAUGCAUUUAUUAAGUAUUCUGAAGUAUGUUCAGGCAAUUAACGUUGUUCUUACUUUUUUCUGGAGAAAACAACUCUCAAGCUUUUAAAAAUACGACAAUUGUUGCUACAAACUGUAUAUGUAGGAAAUAGCUUGUUAGAGUAAACUAGCUGACAUUUAAAGUUGAUGUGAUAAUAGACAGUAAAUAUGACAAGAUAAACUUUACAAGAUGCAUCUGUUGGUUUCAAUUCUAAGUCCAUUAAUCCGGUUUGAAUGCUAGAAGAGAGGCAGCUUCGCUUCUAUUCUUAAAUAGGUGUCUUAUAGUUUAUUAGGAAUCAUUUUUAAAAUUAAUGUAUGUGACUACUAACGCCGUUGUCGCCAGCCUUUCGCAGCUUCAACGGAGAUGUUUGGCCAAGAAUUGAUCCUACAUGUGUGCGAUAUUUCAUGAAAUUGUGAUAUGCCAAAUUGACACGAUGAAUAGUUCUAUGAAUGUAGCACAAAACUGUAAAUUAUUAUAGAUUCGUAUUUAUGGUUGGUUAUUUUCAUUUCAAUAGAUAACAUAGAUGUUGUAACUUUGUACGUAUGUUUAUUAUUAUUAAACUUGUACUACUUA
Molecule: messenger RNA, 2967 nt
Organism: Spodoptera litura
Lineage: Eukaryota; Metazoa; Arthropoda; Insecta; Lepidoptera; Noctuidae
Product: 1-acyl-sn-glycerol-3-phosphate acyltransferase gamma
Cellular component (GO): endomembrane system
Molecular function (GO): 1-acylglycerol-3-phosphate O-acyltransferase activity
Source: RefSeq, a predicted model, not a curated record